Messenger RNA from Sinocyclocheilus grahami, 3820 nucleotides. Its product is annotated as calmodulin-regulated spectrin-associated protein 2-like. Gene Ontology annotation, molecular function: microtubule minus-end binding; calmodulin binding; spectrin binding. The record is from RefSeq and is a predicted model, not a curated record. Gene Ontology annotation, biological process: negative regulation of microtubule depolymerization; neuron projection development; cytoplasmic microtubule organization. Gene Ontology annotation, cellular component: microtubule minus-end. NCBI's taxonomy places the organism in Eukaryota, Metazoa, Chordata, Actinopteri, Cypriniformes, Cyprinidae. The coding region runs from base 75 to 3254 and encodes 1059 amino acids. The transcript is spliced from 19 exons.
CUUCCUGCCUCUGUCCUCCAUCUAGCUGGGAUGAAACGUGGGGGAAAAACCUUUCCAUAACCAGGCAGCUCUUUAUGAGCAUGUUCAGGAAAAACCACUGUGUACCGGUGGAGUUGGAGGAUCCAUUCUACAGAGACCAGUAUGAUCAGGAGCAUGUGAAGCCGCCCGUUGUGUCUCUGCUGCUUUCUGCAGAGUUGUAUUGCCGUGCUGGGAGUCUGAUCCUCAGGAGCGACGCGGCUAAACCUCUGCUGGGUCACAACGCUGUCAUCCAAGCCCUCGCUCAGAAAGGCCUCUACGUCACUGACCAGGAGAGACUCGUGACUGAGAGAGACCUCUGCAAGACCCCCAUACAGAUGAGUUCUCACCUGGCGAUGAUUGACACUUUAAUGAUGGCGUACACAGUUGAAAUGGUCAGCGUGGAGAGAGUGAUGACCUGCAUACAGAAAUUUACUCCUUUCCUUCCUGAGGAAGACUUCCCUUAUGAUGCUGAAGAGGCCGUGACAACAUGGAUCAACAAGGUAAAUGAACAUCUUAGAGAACUUUUGGCCCAAGAACAAAGAUAUAUAGGAGAACCCUGCAUGGUUCAAAAGGGGCGGUACAGGAGAGAGGACUCUAAAGCACGUCCGGUUCUUUGUCUCCCCCUGGUGGACAAUCUCCUGAAGGACAACACGGAUGGCUGCGCUCUGGCUGCACUGCUGCACUUCUACUGUCCUGAUGCUGUGCCACUGGAAGAUAUCUGUGUCAAAGAAACGAUGUCAUUGGCUGACAGUCUGUACAAUCUCCAGCUGAUCCAGGAGUUCUGCAGAGAAAACCUCAACAACUGCUGUCACUUCACCCUGGAGGACAUGCUGUACGCCUCCAGCACCAUCAAGAGUAACUACCUUGUGUUUAUGGCAGAGCUAUUCUGGUGGUGUGAAGUUGUGAAACCAUCUUUUGUUCAGCCCCGCACACUCAAUACCAAAGUAUCUGACCCAUCCCAGUCCAAUAAAAUGGCUCCCAUAACCAAACAAAACCUGAUCCACAGGUCAGGCAGUCCGGAUCAGUCUAGGUCACAACCUAAAAAUGACAACUCGGCAGUUAUCAGGCGGUCGUCCUCCUUGUCGUAUGUGGAUGGAUGUGUGGGGACAUGGCCUAAAGAGAAACGGUCUUCAGCUCAUGGGAUAUCAUUUGAGAUUCCAUUUGAUGACAGCAUGAGUUCGACUUCAGGACGUGGACUGAGCCGAUCAGCAAGCACUGAAGGAUUGGGUUAUAAAGUUCACCACGCGGCACGAGGCAUGCGAAGGAACCUCUCGUUCCAGCCCGUUAAUGGGAAUGCCCACAGCAAAAUACGUGAGGAGGAUGAUGAGGAAUCCAACAGACAGAUCAGCAGGCAUCAUCUGGGAAACUACGCUGGGUACUCAAAUGGUGUAUCAGCAGACAACUCAAGCCCUUCUUAUGACCCUCAGCCCAACACCCCCAGUAUAGAAGAAGCCCUGAAGAUCAUCCAUGACUCUGAGCGACCCCACAGCAGCUUGCAGCCCCCAUCUGGGGACAGCACCUUUUUCCUCCACAACCCAUCUACCCACAACUCCGCAUCUGAUACAAACGAUCCAGAGGACUCUCUUUCCAAGGCCAGAGCAGUAGAUGACGUGGACCUAAAUUCCACCUCUACUGACAUGGACACCGGAAUCCACGUCCGUACCGAGGAUAUCCAGGAUGGACAGGAUGAGGAUUCAUCCCUGAAGGACUAUUCAGACAUGGACCAGGACUACGAAGCUCGUUCCUGUCCACUUCCGGAGACAUCCGGCAGCCUGUGCCCAAGCCUUUUGGGAAUGCACUCCCUGGCCACCAGCAUGGCCUCCUCAUUGGGUUCUGCUGUUCGCAUGACCAGCUUUGCCGAACAGAAGUUUCGUAAACUAAACCACGGCGAUGGUCGCAGCAGCGGGAGUGGUGGCAACACGCCUGAGAGCAGUGACCUGAACGUCACAACCCCAGGAGCGACCGGGACAGUUCGUUCGAUUACUCCUAACACACAUAGCCCCUCUCGCAUCACUUCCCCUCGUGAUCCCUCACACCUGUUGGCGUCGGAGAUGGUGCAGUUGAAGAUGAAGCUGGAAGAGAAACGCAGAGCCAUUGAGGCACAGAAAAAGAAAGUCGAAGCGGCUUUUACGCGUCACAGGCAGCGCAUGGGCAGGACUGCCUUCCUCAAUUGUGUUGCUGUGACUCAGGAUGACCUGAAGGCAGAGGAGGAUAUUGCACAGAAGAAAGCAGCUCUGAUGGAAAAAAGGCUUCGGCGGGAGAAAGAGAUGCAGAUCAAGAAACAGCAACAGGAGGCCGAGAUGGAAGAAAAGAAAGCAGCAGCACAAUUGAAAGGGGAAGAGGAACGCCAGAAGAAAGAGGAAGAGAAGGCAAGACGGGAUUUUAUAAAAAAUGAAUAUAUGAGGAAGAAGCAGCUCAAACUGAUGGAGGACAUGGACAGUGUUAUUAAGCCACGCCCCCCUAGUAUCAAGCAGAAGAAGCCACGCCCCAAAUCUAUGCACAGAGACAUCACGGAGUCUCCAAAGCCUCCAGCACGGACAACCACAGGGUCACGACCUCGUGGAUAUUCCGUGUCCAGCUUAUCACUCGCCUCGCUUAAUUUGGCAGACAAUGAGAGUGUCAAAUCAGAUAAGAGGACAUCCAGAGGCAGCAGACUGUCUCCUGGCAGUCUGUAUUUCUUUCUGAGCUCCCCUAAAGGGAGAAAGGGAAGACCAGAGUCCACAGAGGGCUUUCUGUCACCGUGUCCAUCCGUAAGUGGAAACGGGGAGAACUGGGAGCUCGAAUCAACAUCGUCUGCAGCGUCUAACACAGAAUACACAGGGCCAAAGUUGUUUAAGGAGCCCAGUGCUAAAUCAAAUAAAUACAUCAUCCAGAACGCACUGGCUCGCUGCUGCCUCGCAGGCCGCGUCAACGAGGGACAGAAGAACAAAAUCCUAGAUGAAAUGGAGAAAACCGAAGCCAACAACUUCCUGAUUCUGUUCAGAGACACUGGCUGCCAGUUUCGUUCUCUGUACACAUAUUAUCCAGAGGCGGAGGAGAUCAACAAGCUGGCUGGCAUCGGGCCCAAGACCAUCACACCCAAAAUGAUUGAAAACCUCUACAAGUACAGCUCGGAUAAGAAACAGUUCAGCAAAAUCCCCGCCAAGACCAUGUCAGCUAGUGUGGAUGCCAUCACCAUCUACAGCCACCUCUGGCAGAACAAGAAACAAAACACACCCAAAAAACUCCUCAAAUAAGUUCACAGCUCACUGGCAGACUGCUGAGUGUUCCUGCCUAUCGGAAAUUAUGAUGCACAUCCUGAAUGUAAAGAAAACACUUUUGCGGGCUUCGGAUAUUCAUUUGUGGCGAAUUCGAAACCUUCUGUUCUACAGUACGCGCACACACACACACUUGUGUGUGUUUAUUUGCAGCACUGACGGAUGCGCUUUUACAUCAUUUUUAUUUUCAACGUUCAAUUUUGUGGCCUUAUGCUUGUCUUGUUGGGUCUUUUAUGCAAUGCUUAACGCACAGUUACUGAGUUUAUGAGCAAGUCAUUGCAUCGUAUGAAGAUACACAGUCUGCUUCUUUUGUGUUUGUGGAAAUGCAGGUGUAAAAGAAUAUUAGAGACAUACUACACUUGAAGACUAACUUUACAGAUGGUCAUGCAGUUAAAGAAGCAUUUAAUGUACUGGAACCUCAAUUUUUUGCUUUAUUUAAUGUCUGCAUUUUUAUAUUUUGGGUAGGAUUUGUAAUUGUUGCACAACUGCUACGCCAGAGGAACAUGUGUAAAAUUAGCUACAGUAAGAGUUUUUCGCUCAAGACA